GGAAGAAGGCCCAUCUAUUUUUUCCGAAAGGCCCAUGAUUAUUAGGCUUGCCUAUAUUUCCGUCUCCUUAUAUUAACAAAACGAAACCCUAAUUCUCUCAUAAAGCAAAGUAGCGGCCAUCAGAGUUCCCAUUGUGCUCAGAAACUGCAGCAAAAAUGACUUUUAAGAGAAGAAAUGGAGGACGUAACAAGCAUGGACGUGGACAUACCAAAUUCAUCCGCUGCUCUAACUGCGGCAAGUGCUGCCCUAAGGACAAAGCGAUCAAGAGGUUUCUUGUGAGGAACAUUGUUGAACAAGCAGCAGUGAGAGAUGUGCAGGAAGCUUGUGCUUUCGAAUUGUACACUCUUCCUAAGCUGUACUUGAAGAUGCAAUAUUGUGUCUCAUGUGCCAUUCACUCCAAGGUUGUUAGGGUCCGCUCUCGUACUGAUAGGAGGGUCCGUGAGCCUCCACAGCGCUUCAGACGCCCAAGGGAUGAUCUUCCCAAGGCUGGUCAAGCUCCACGCCCAGCCGGAGGGGCUCCUCCUCCUGCUGCUGCUCGUACUUAAGUGCCUGCCUUUUUGAUAAAUUGCUACUAUAGGCCUUCGGGUUUUUGUUUUAUUUGAGCAAAUUUAUGGUACUUAAAUGUUGUGUUUUUGAAAUGGAUUUAUUAAUCUAGUUUACUUGGACAACCUUUAUUUUGUGCAUGCAGAUCUCAAGAAACCCAGGCCUGUUGGUCAUCUUAUUGCUUAUAUAGCCAUUGCAAUUGAACUCUCUUUGCCUAAA
Messenger RNA from Capsicum annuum, 762 nucleotides. RefSeq names its product 40S ribosomal protein S26-3. Gene Ontology annotation, molecular function: mRNA binding; structural constituent of ribosome. Gene Ontology annotation, biological process: translation. The transcript has 5 exons. Bases 156 to 545 code for a protein of 129 amino acids. Lineage: Eukaryota; Viridiplantae; Streptophyta; Magnoliopsida; Solanales; Solanaceae. The record is from RefSeq and is a predicted model, not a curated record. Gene Ontology annotation, cellular component: ribosome; cytosolic small ribosomal subunit.